AGGACUGGCGCACGCGUGAAGUAGGGAAUGAUGGUGGAUAGGUUGGCAACGCAUCACGCUUGAUGAUAGCUAUCGAUUUCCAACAGUUCACUAGAGCUAAUAGAUCGAACAUCACUCAAAGGUACUUGCUGUUACUAGCACUGUAGCUAGUUCCCGUAGAACGACACCCUGGAACAUAAAAAAAUGCCGAACAUUAAGAUAUUUAGCGGUAGCUCCCAUCGGGAACUGUCUCACAAAAUCGCCGAUCGUCUUGGGAUGGAACUCGGGAAGGUUGUGACCAAGAAAUUCAGCAAUCAAGAAACAUGUGUUGAGAUCGGAGAGAGUGUCCGUGGAGAGGAUGUCUACAUCGUACAGAGCGGAUGUGGGGAGAUCAAUGAUAAUCUGAUGGAGCUGCUGAUUAUGAUCAAUGCGUGUAAAAUCGCCUCGGCCUCCCGGGUCACAGCCGUCAUCCCCUGCUUCCCCUACGCACGGCAGGACAAGAAGGACAAGGUGGGGAGUCGGGCGCCCAUCUCAGCCAAGCUGGUGGCUAACAUGCUGUCUGUGUCUGGGGCUGACCACAUCAUCACUAUGGACCUCCACGCCUCACAGAUCCAGGGUUUCUUCGACAUCCCGGUGGAUAACCUGUAUGCUGAGCCUGCUGUACUGAAGUGGAUCAAGGAGAACAUCGCAGAGUGGAAGACCUGCACCAUCGUCUCUCCAGACGCAGGGGGAGCCAAGAGAGUGACGUCCAUAGCGGACAGACUCAACGUGGACUUUGCUCUGAUUCACAAAGAGAGAAAGAGGGCCAACGAGGUGGAUCGCAUGGUGCUGGUCGGGGACGUCACGGACCGGGUAGCCAUCUUGGUGGAUGACAUGGCAGACACCUGUGGUACUAUCUGUCACGCGGCCGACAAGUACAUUUGGAGGUUCUAUAUUACCACACACAGUUUCUUAAGGAGAUACUGUCCCUCCACCCUCAGGCUGAUCUCAGCUGGUGCUACCAAGGUGUAUGCCAUCCUGACCCACGGUAUCUUCUCUGGCCCGGCCAUCUCCCGCAUCAACAACGCCUGCUUCGAGGCCGUGGUCGUCACCAACACUAUCCCUCAGGAGGAGAAGAUGAAGACCUGUCCUAAGAUACAGGUGAUUGACAUCUCUAUGAUCCUGGCUGAGGCCAUCCGCAGGACCCACAACGGGGAAUCUGUUUCCUACCUCUUCAGCCACGUCCCCUUGUAACGCCACACACACACACACACACACACACACACACACACUGAGUCACCUGGUGCACCGUUCAGGAGGACACACCACAGAACAUUCAGAUAGAACAGACAUGGCCAUCUCUCAUGCAGAAUAGGGAAUUUGGGGAACAGAUAUGAUUGUCUUUUAGGUAGAAUAAGGAAUGUGGAGUCGGCUCUUCAUUCCAUUUCUAUGCCCAGUAUUCUGGAAUGUUUCUCAUCAUUGAAUAGAAUCCAGCCCUAGUGUUCUGUUACACCAAACAGAGGAAGAGAGCGAAUGUCCUAUACAAACACCAGGGUUGGGCUCAAUUCCAUUUCAAUACCAGUCAAUUCAAGAAGAACACUGACAUUCCAAUUCUCUUCAAUGCUUUUGAAUUAGGAAAAUGUGGAAUUGGAUUUGGGAUUAGGUUUACUUUCUGAAUUGACUGAGUUUGAAAUGGAAUUGACACCAACCGGGGGAAACACAACCAUUAUAUUAGCAUCACUCUGCUGCUAAUGCUAACAAACCAUGUAAUAAUUACAAUUAGUAGGAUCAAUGAUUAUUAAUAACAUGUUCAUUUUGAGUCUCUCUCUCCCCUAAACAGUGAUAGCAUCCCAAAUGGCACCCUUUUCCUACAUAUUGAGCUUAUUUUGACAAGUGCCAUAUGGGCCCUGGUCAAAAGUAGUGCACUGUAUUGGGAGUAGGGUGCAAUGUCUAUCGGGGGGGGAAGGUAAGCUUUGAUUAUUUAUUUUAAGUGGGUGAACUCACAUACAUACAUACAUACAUGCAUACAUACAUACAAAAAAGUAUUUAGUCAGAUACCAAUUGUGCAAGUUCUCCCACUUAAAAAGAUGAGAGAGGCCUGUAAUUUUCAUCAUAGGUACACUUCAACUAUGACAGAAAAAAUCCAGAAAAUCACAUUUGUAGGAUUUUUUUAAUGAAUUUAUUUGCAAAUUAUGGUGUAAAAUAAGUAUUUUGGUCACCUACAAACAAGCAAGAUUUCUGGCUCUCACAGACCUGUAACUUCUUCUUUAAGAGGCUCCUCUGUCCUCUACUCGUUACCUGUAUUAAUGGUACCUGUUUGAACUUAUCAGUAUAAAAGACACCUGUCCACAACCUCAAACAGUCACACUCCAAACUCCACUAUGGCCAAGACCAAAGAGCACCAGGCUGGGAAGACUGAAUCUGCAAUAGGUAAGCAGCUUGGUUUGAAGAAAUCAACUGUGGGAGCAAUUAUUAGGAAAUGGAAGACAUACAAGACCACUGAUAAUCUCCCUCGAUCUGGGGCUCCACGCAAGAUCUCACCCUGUGGGGUCAAAAUAAUCACAAGAACGGUGAGCAAAAAUCCCAGAACCACACGGGGGGACCUAGUGAAUGACCUGCAGAGAGCUGGGACCAAAGUAACAAAGCCUACCAUGAGUAACACACUACGCCGCCAGGUACUCAAAUCCUGCAGUGCCAGACGUGUCCCCCUGCUUAAGCCAGUACAUGUCCAGGCCCGUCUGAAGUUUGCUAGAGAGCAUUUGGAUGAUCCAGAAGAAGAUUGGGAGAAUGUCAUAUGGUCAGAUGAAACCAAAAUAUAACUUUUUGGUAAAAACUCAACUCGUCAUGUUUGGAGGACAAAGAAUGCUGAGUUGCAUCCAAAGAACACCAUACCUACUGUGAAGCAUGGGGGUGGAAACGUCAUGCUUUGGGGCUGUUUUUCUGCAAAGGGACCAGGACGACUGAUUCGUGUAAAGGAAAGAAUGAAUGUGGCCAUGUAUCGUGAGAUUUUGAGUGAAAACCUCCUUCCAUCGACAAGGGCAUUGAAGAUGAAACGUGGAUGGGUCUUUCAGCAUGACAAUGAUCCCAAACACACCGCCCGGGCAACGAAGGAGUGGCUUCGUAAAAAGCAUUUCAAGGUCCUGGAGUGGCCUAGCCAGUCUCCAGAUCUCAACCCCUGAGAAAAUCUUUGGAGGGAGUUGAAAGUCCGUGUUGCCCAAGCAACAGCCCCAAAACAUCACUGCUCUAGAGGAGAUCUGCAUGGAGGAAUGGGCCAAAAUACCAGCAACGGUGUGUGAAAACCUUGUGAAGACUUACAGAAAACAUUUGACCUCUGUCAUUGCCAACAAAGGGUAUAUAACAAAGUAUUGAGAAACUUUUGUUAUUGACCAAAUACUUAUUUUCCAUCAUAAUUUGCUAAUAAAUUCAUUAAAAAUCCUACAAUGUGAUUUUCUGGAUUUUUUUCACCUCAUUUUGUCUGUCAUAGUUGAAGUGUACCUAUGAUGAAAAUUACAUGCCUCUCAUCUUUUUAAGUUGGAGAACUUGCACAAUUGGUGGCUGACUAAAUACAUUUUUGCCCCACUGUACGUACAUGCAUACAUACAUACAUACAUACAUGUAUUUACCUAAUGUGAACAUUCUCCUCCUCCUUCAUAAUACUGCUGUUACAGUACUUCUGCUAUGCUACAAAAAGAGGGUGAGAUAGAUGGUUGGAUGUUGACUGACUUCAGGUCAGUGGAGGCUGCUGAUUGGACAACAGCUCAUAAUAAUGGCCAGAACGGUAUCAAACACCUGGAGAACUUGUUGGAUCUAUUUGACACCAUUCCACCUAUUCCACUCCAGCCAUUACCAUGAGCCCAUCCUCCCCAAUUAAGGUGCCACCAACCUCCUGUGCUUCAGGUAUUUUAUUAUUUUGGUCAUUUAAUUUUAUCAGUUUUAUCAAAGACGAGGUCAUAGUAAGUUAAGUGAAUCAGAAUGAGCUAUAGUUUACAAUGCCACUGAUGUUCCUCUGGGUGAUUCAACAUAGUCUGUAGAGACUUAAGUCUUUAAAAAAAAAGGGCAAUCCAGGAUUGAUACUUAUAUUUUUGGGCUUCUAAAUUAAUUAUAUAUAGCCACUGAAUAAUAUAACGUAUAAAUGCCUCUUACGUGACCUGCAUCCGUAGCUCUGUCUAGGAAUUUGAGUGGGUACACUCCUUCAACCCCAUCCCUCAGCUGCUAAGCUAAACAAGUAGCAGGGUGACUGCCUCUCUUAAGACUAUUGGGAAUCAUUCUUUCAGUGUGGGUGCAGAGGAGGCAGGUUUUGCUCUUCGAGGUUGUCGUUUUGAAGUUGUCUAGAAGCUGUUGGUUUUUAGCUGGAGGUCAUAGCUCUGCAGGAUGGAGCUUCCUAGAAAACAUAAGUCUUUAUCUGCUAUUUUACAUAUUUACUUCAUUUUUUUCAAUAACAUUUGUAUAAUAAACUCUCGAAAGUGGUAUCCGUCUGACUUUUAAAGUUUCGUGUAUGUUGCUUAUAUUCUGUUUUAGCAUAAGAUGAAUCAGUGCACCAAAUAUGUGAUGGCUGAAUGUGAUCUUAUUAAAGAGAUGGUGAAAAUGAA
Oncorhynchus nerka (sockeye salmon) is the source of this 4547-nucleotide messenger RNA. Its product is annotated as ribose-phosphate pyrophosphokinase 1-like. The coding region runs from base 184 to 1212 and encodes 342 amino acids. Gene Ontology annotation, cellular component: ribose phosphate diphosphokinase complex; cytoplasm. The transcript is spliced from 7 exons. Lineage: Eukaryota; Metazoa; Chordata; Actinopteri; Salmoniformes; Salmonidae. The record is from RefSeq and is a predicted model, not a curated record. Gene Ontology annotation, molecular function: magnesium ion binding; ribose phosphate diphosphokinase activity; ATP binding. Gene Ontology annotation, biological process: purine nucleotide biosynthetic process; ribonucleoside monophosphate biosynthetic process; 5-phosphoribose 1-diphosphate biosynthetic process.